Messenger RNA from Onychomys torridus (southern grasshopper mouse), 2255 nucleotides. RefSeq names its product neuralized E3 ubiquitin protein ligase 2 (gene Neurl2). The record is from RefSeq and is a predicted model, not a curated record. Gene Ontology annotation, molecular function: ubiquitin protein ligase activity. Gene Ontology annotation, biological process: intracellular signal transduction. The transcript has 2 exons. Lineage: Eukaryota; Metazoa; Chordata; Mammalia; Rodentia; Cricetidae. The coding region runs from base 1054 to 1911 and encodes 285 amino acids.
UGUUUCCAGCCCCUCCUACCCUCUCUCACAGCGGGAGAGAACAGAGGUCAACUUACCAGGAAGGGGCCAUGCUCUGUAAGGAACCCAUCUAGGGAGCUGCAGCCAGGACCCCCAUUGAGCCAGAGCACUACGGGGCUGUUCUUUGGGUCUUUCUGCGACUCCACAAACCUGGGAAGGGUACAGGGCAGGACUGAAGCAAGAAAGAGACCCUGUCCUGCCUGGGGUCAUCAGAAUCCGCCCGCUCAGUUACCGUGCCCUCCUCGGUAGGCAGGGCCGCAUACCAGUAAUGGAAGUGCUUGGAAUCCGAGGCUCUGAGGUAGCCUGAGUACUGCUCGAAAGAGGGCUGCUUGGCCAGGCCGGGGAGGCAAUCGAUUUUAUCCUGAUCCGGAGCUGCUUCGCCCCGGGACAUCCAGGACACAAGCAGCAGCAAGAGCAGUGGAGACAGCGCGGCUCGGAGCAUCUGCGGGAGGAAGCGUCGGCAGAGGAUGUUUACCAGUCUCCCCGCUCCUCGGCGCUUUGGUGCAGCAGUCCCAGGGGAGGAGCUGGUGCGCAUUUCCCCGGGAAGCCCUCACCCGGGUUCAGCUCCCGGCCCCAGAACCUCGUUCACUGCCCAUCAAUCAGUCCAGUCCGGGAAUCUCCUUACCUCUGCUUCCCUGCGUCCUUGCUCUCCAGGAGGCGCCGGUGGACUGGAAGUCAUGUGUAGGCCUAGUCACGUGAACUUCUGCAUCACGUGACAGUUUGCUCACGUCCACUUUUUGGUCUGCGGGCCUGAGGGUCGGGAGCGGUCAGUUACCAGGUCAAAGUGCACUGCCCCGUGGAUUAUUAGCUAGGGUGUCAGGGACCCGAUGAUCCUGGUGUUGACAGCAGGGUUUCCCAGGCUCCUGGGGACUUGUUACUGGCGAGAUGCCAAGAGAGCGGCGCUAGGACCCCCGGGCUGAGCAGGGGUUAGUAGGAAAGGGGGAAAUGCCUUACAUGGUCCCCACCGCGGUCACCAUCUGAGCCUGCCGCCCAAAAUAGCCCUUGGCAUGAGCUUGCUUGCCUCAUGGCGGCGAGAUGGCUGCUGCCUCCGAACUCGUAGGGUCGGGUGGCCCACGGGAGUCUGCGCGUCCAGAGCCCCCUCCCACCCGCUUCCAUCAUGUGCAUGGAGCCAACAUCCGCGUGGACCCGUCGGGGACGCGAGCCACACGCGUGGAGAGCUUCGCCCACGGUGUGUGCUUCAGUCGCGAGCCCCUUGUCCCGGGCCAAGUAUUCCUAGUGGAGAUAGAGGAAAAAGAACUGGGCUGGUGCGGGCAUCUGCGUCUUGGCCUGACCGCUCUGGAUCCGGCCACUCUGGCCGCUGUGCCCGAGUUUUCACUGCCUGACCUGGUCAGCCUUGGCCACAGCUGGGUCUUCGCCAUCACACGCCACCACAACCGCGUGCCCCCGGAGGGUCAAGCAGAUGCAGAACCAGCGCCCCCCAGCCGCCCCCAACCCCUCUUGGUUGAACCCUACCUGCGCAUCGAGCAGUUCCGAAUACCCCGGGAUCGCCUGGUGGGCCGCAGCCGGCCAGGACUCUAUAGCCACCUCUUGGACCAGCUCUAUGAACAGAACGUGCUGCCUCCUACAGCGCGUCGUAGCCGCCUGGGUGUUCUCUUCUGCCCGCGUGAGGAUGGGACCGCCGACAUGCACAUCGUCAUCAACGGGGAAGACAUGGGCCCCAGUGCCCGGGGGCUGCCUGCUGCCCAGCCCCUCUAUGCUGUGGUAGAUGUGUUUGCCUCCACCAAGAGUGUGCGCCUGGUCCAACUGGAGUAUGGCUUGCCAUCUCUGCAAACCCUCUGCCGUCUAGUGAUCCAGAAGAGUGUGGUGCACAGGGUGGCCAUUGAUGGGCUCCAGCUGCCCAAAGGACUGAAGGAUUUCUGCAAGUAUGAAUGAAGACCUGUGGUCACCAGAGCAAAGCCACAGAAGUGCAUCCUGCUUCCAGAGCAGUGGCCAAUCUGAAGCUGGCCACACGGCUAACAAUCUGGGCCGGAAGUAAAUAGCUGGUGUUGAUGCUCUGAGCACUGGAGGUCUCCUUGCCUCUGCAGCCUUGGAAGAGGCACUGCUGGAGUCACCAGGUCAGAGAAAGUGUUUGAGAACCCCCCUAGAUCAGGGCUCCCUGGUGUGUACACCCCUUUGAAUUGUCUGGGGGCACUUGGUGAGUGCCAAUGCCCCACACACGCCCUCCAUGUUCUCCUUUGGUUUGUGGUUUGUCAGGGAAUUAAAACCCAGUCAUCGUG